This is a messenger RNA of Lepisosteus oculatus (spotted gar), 5083 nucleotides long. RefSeq names its product DEAH (Asp-Glu-Ala-His) box polypeptide 29 (gene dhx29). Gene Ontology annotation, molecular function: RNA helicase activity; ATP binding; RNA binding. Gene Ontology annotation, cellular component: intracellular anatomical structure. Lineage: Eukaryota; Metazoa; Chordata; Actinopteri; Semionotiformes; Lepisosteidae. The record is from RefSeq and is a predicted model, not a curated record. Gene Ontology annotation, biological process: translational initiation.
UUGUUUGAGCGAAGUGUAUGGUUGUGUUGGUGAAUGUGUGUUUUUAUAACUAAAAUCAAUUAGUCAUUUGUAUGUUAAGAGGUUUAAACAACUCUUGCUGAACAAAAUUUUAAGUUAGAGCAAAUAUUUAGUGUUUUGAAUGUGUAAAAACAUUGAGUUGUGAUUGAUCUUACUUGGUGUGUGUGAAAAAGACCUUGCAUUUAAACCGGGUUACCAGGAUGCUGGGGAAGCAAUACGAGAUUUAAUGGCUCAUGUACCAGUUAUCAAAUUUGUCGACGCUUUAAAUUGAAUGAGAUUGUAUAGAUUUCUUAGCAUAUAAUCGGUGAAUUGCAAUGGGAGGAAAAAAGAAGAAAUCGGAAGCUAAAUCGGCGACAGCUCCCUUCAUGCCAGCUGCCGGUGCCAGCAGUGCUACUCCUGCUGCCGGGAACGCGUUGAUCGAAUCUACUGGAAAGAAACAACAGCACAAACCAAACUCCGCGAAAUCAACUGCAAGGGCUCCGAAAACUUACAGCUUCGUAAACACACCAUCGUCUGAGUCAGGAAGUGCUUCCAGUCUUGACAAAUCUGUUCUGAAGGUUGUGAUUCAAGCAGACUUAGAGAAAAACAUUAUCCAGCUGAUCAAUGAGUACAGGAAACAGUAUAGUGAUAAAGGACCAAUUUCAGGAAGACUUACUACCAAAAAGCUGUUGGAUCUUUACACAGCUUUGCAAGGCUUCUCCUUCAAGACAGAGCACAUUGAGGAAGCCAUGAAAAGCAGUGUUAUGUACGGAGGGGAUCUUCAUUCAGCCCUCGACUGGCUUUGCCUAAAUCUGUGUGAUGAGGAGCUUCCUGAGGGCUUCAGUCAAAAAAUGCAAGAAGAGAAUCAAAAAAAGAAGCCUAAGUUUCAGCCACCUCCAGAGAAGAAAGAACAGGCACGUACUGAAGUGAGACAGACCAGUGCGAAGCAGGAAAAACUGACACAUGUGAAAGAGGAGAGUGUAACUAUGAAGGAGUGGAUAUUGAGAUAUGCUGAGCAGUCCAGUGAAGAUGAUGAUGAGAAAGCAGAGUGUGGAAAAUCCGCAAAGAAUCCAGAGGAGGAGGCAAAAUUUGAUCCUAAUGAUCGGUACCUGUUGCUGACAGCUCAGCUUUUGGAUGCGAAGGAAUUAGCAGCUUCUGCAAAGCAGAAAAGGGACAAACAAGGGCAAAGAACAGCUCAGGACAGAAUAAGGAUCAUACAGCAGGAAAUGAAGCCCUUAGAAUCUCAUCCUAUGUUCAAUCCAGCAAUUAAAUUGACAGAUGUGCCGAAAGAAGGAAAAAAAUUGUCUCCACCUCUUGAGGGAAAAGAUGACUUUAACUUUAAUUUGUUGGAAAAGGCACAAGCAGCUCCUCAAGAAAAGGUGAAAAAAAAUGAACCCAAAGAUAUAAGGAACUUUGACUAUACGGCAAGGAGCUGGACUGGCAAAUCUCCCAAACAGUUUCUGAUUGACUGGUGCAGAAAAAACCUCCCCAAAAGCCCACCUCCUUCUUUCCAAAAGGUGCCAGCUGGUAGAUAUUGGAGAUCCAGGGUUCGAGUUCAGAAGUCGAGUGAUGAUGUUUUAGAAGUAUGCCCUACAAUUCUUACUGAAGACAGCAUGCAGGCCCAGCACCUGGGAGCCACUCUGGCACUUUACAGCUUAGUCAAGGGACAGUCAGUUCAUCAGCUGCUGCCACCCACAUACAGGAAUGUUUGGCUGGAAUGGCAAGACAAUGAGAAGAAAGAAGAGGAACACAGCAAAUCAGAAAUUAACAAGCCAAGGGAUCAGUUCAUUUCCAGGCUGCUUAGCAGGCUGAAACAGCAGCAGACACAAAGUCAAAAGCAAUCACAACCUAGCCAAAGCGCCUCUGAAACAGGGGAGGAGCCAGAGGAUUCCUGGGAAGAUCUGAUAUCUGCAGAAGAGGAACCAGGCAAGCAGUCCGUCUCUAGCUCUGGCUGUGGGAAAAUGGAGUCCGUCAGAACUCAGUUCCUCUCCCUGAGGGACUCUUCAUUGGCCAAGAAACUGCUGAGGGACAGAGAGCAGCUGCCUGUGUUCCAGCACAAAGACCGGGUACUGGACAUGGUGCGGAGACAUCGUGUGGUGGUGGUGGCAGGAGAGACGGGCAGUGGGAAGAGUACCCAGAUACCCCAGUUUAUCCUGGAAGACCUGCUGAUAGGUGGUUCUGAAGCCCAGUACUGUAAUAUUGUAUGUACUCAGCCACGCCGAAUCUCCGCAAUGAGCUUGGCUACCAGGGUGUCCCAGGAGUUGGGCUGUGAAGACGGGCCAGGAGCAAGGACUUCACUCUGUGGCUACCAGAUCAGAAUGGAGUCUAAAUGCGGAGAUUCUACAAAGCUGCUGUAUUGUACCACUGGUGUACUACUGAGGAAACUACAGAUUGACAGUCUUCUGAGCUCUGUCUCACAUGUCAUUGUUGAUGAGGUUCAUGAGCGAAGCGUCCAGUCAGAUUUCUUACUCACCAUCCUGAGGGAUAUCUUACAGAAGCGCUCUGAUCUUCACCUUAUUCUCAUGAGUGCCACUGUUGACUGUGACAAGUUUGCGACCUAUUUUAGGCGCUGUCCUGUCAUAAGCAUCCCAGGGAGGACUUUUCCUGUGGACGUGUUCCACCUUGAGGAUGUGGUGGAGCAUACUGGCUAUGUGUUGGAGCAGGACUCUGACUAUAGUCAAAAAUUCCUGGAAGAAGAGGAAGAAAUCAGUGUGACUGUCACAGGAAAAGGAGGAAGGACUGACGUACACCAGGAGUUCAUUGUGAGAGACUUCGGGUGUGGCUGGGAUGUAGGAGCUAACCUAGACAACUACUCCAACCGAACACGACACGCCAUUCAGUACAUGAACCCCAACAAGAUCAACAUGGACCUCAUCCUAGAGCUGCUGCUUUUCCUUGAUAAGGCUCCUCAGUUCAGAGGUGUGGAUGGUGCUGUUUUGAUUUUCUUGCCGGGCCUAGCUCACAUUCAGCAGCUCUAUGACAUCUUGUCAACAGACAAAAGAUUUCGGAUGAAAGAAAGGUAUAAACUGGUUCCUCUUCACUCCACUCUUUCGUCUCAAGACCAAGCUGCAGCAUUUACAUUACCCCCUCCUGGUGUCAGGAAGAUAGUGCUGUCUACCAAUAUUGCAGAAACGGGAGUCACAAUACCUGAUGUUGUUUUUGUCAUCGACUCUGGAAAGACCAAAGAAAACAGGUACCAUGAGAGCAGUCAGAUGAGCUCAUUGGUGGAGACCUUCGUAAGUAAGGCCAGUGCCCUCCAGAGACAGGGUCGUGCCGGGCGCGUCAGGGAAGGCUUCUGUUUCCGCCUCUUCACAAAAGAAAGAUAUGAAGGCUUUGUAGAUUACUCUGUGCCAGAAAUUCUGCGAGUUCCUUUGGAAGAGCUCUGUCUGCAUAUUAUGAAGUGCGAGUACGGCUCUCCUGAGGAGUUCCUGUCUCGAUCUCUGGAUCCACCCCAGCCCCAAUCUGUCAGUAAUGCAGUGAGUCUGCUCCGGAGGAUUGGGGCCUGUGAACACGACAGCCCCACCCUCACCCCAUUGGGACAGCAUCUAGCAGCUCUGCCCGUCAAUGUCAAGAUUGGGAAAAUGCUUGUCUUCGGCGCUAUAUUCGGAUGUUUAGAACCCAUUGCUACUAUUGCAGCUGCAAUAUCUGAAAAAUCUCCAUUUGCAACUCCAAUGAACAGAAAGGAUGAUGCAAACCUUGCUAAAGCUGCUCUGGCUAUAGCCAAUUCGGACCACCUGACCAUUUAUAAUGCGUACUUAGGGUGGAAGAGUGCACGCAGUGAGGGGUGGCGAGCUGAAAUGGCUUAUUGCAGGAAACACUUUCUGAAUCGCACGGCCCUUCUGACCAUUGAGGAUGUGAAGCGGGAGCUGACGAGGAUGAUGGAAGCAGUGGGGUUCUCUUCACCAGUGUCAAGAACAAGCCAGCCUUCUCCCAAGAGCUCUCUGUCUGCCCAGGAGAUUGCCAUUGUCAACACUGUACUGACAGCGGGCUUGUAUGAUAGUGUGGGCAGGAUUAUCUACACCCCUUCUGUGGAUGUCAAUGACAAGACAGUGUGCACUGUGGAGACAGCACAAGGCAAGGCACAAGUCCAUCCCUCCUCUGUCAACAGGAACCUGCAGACCUAUGGCUGGCUGCUCUUCCAGGAAAAGGUGAGGUAUUCCAAGGUGUAUCUACGGGACACUACUCUGAUCUCUCCAUUCCCAAUGCUUCUGUUCGGAGGAGACAUUGAUGUGCAGCACCGUGAGAGACUCAUCUCUCUAGAUGGAUGGAUCCACUUCCAGGCACCAGUGAGAAUUGGAGUAAUAUUUAAACAACUGAGAAAGCUGAUAGAGAGUGUUCUGGAGAAAAAACUUGAGAACCCCAAAAUAAACUUAAAAGAUGACAAGACUAUAAAGAUCAUAACAGACCUGAUUAAAAGUGAAAACGCCAUUUGAUUUAAUUUUUUCAUAUAAAUUAGUGUUGUAUUUAAAAAUGACUUGGUCAUAUGCCUCUUUUAUAAGGACUCCAAUAAAAACAAUUGGGGAUGUGAUCAUGUAAAAUAAUAAGAUAAAAGGGCAAAUUGGUUAAUUUUAGUUUAAAACUGUUGCCAAAAUUGCAGUAACACUUUAAUAGCAUGACUGCUUCUUCUGUGACAUUAUGGAUUUUAAUCUGUAGGCAGUCAUAACCACAGAAGCUAUUGUGUUUUUGUUUUGGUACAAAGUUUUUGUAAAAUAAGACUGUUACUAUUUUCUGACUGAGAGCUUCAUCUGAAGUGUCUGUGUAUUUUUGGUGACUGAUAACUUUUGGCAGUGCACAGUUUGUACCUAAUUGGAGAAUAAAAAGGCUUCACCAUGGUAGAACCCAGAAAUAUCUUCUAUUUAACCAGCCUUGAAACCACAGUGCUACUAGUGUAGAACCUACAGUAUGGAGGUACUAAAGAAGGGUUUUUUAUUGUGUCAUCAAACACCCUUAAAUAAUAAAGCUGAAAUCUGUGUUAACUGCAUUGAGACAUCUAGAUGUAUACAAAAUUAGUACAAUAAAUAUUGCUAUAGAUGCCUUGAAUGUGAAUAUAUGAGUGUGACUGUAAUGAAAAUAACCUUUUUGUUCA